CACACUUUGAGAAACGAAUAAGGAGCAGCCAACGGUCUUCCAGCGCAGGAGUAAUUCAAGCCACUGUCUCCCACGUUUCUUAACGGGAGACCAUGUAGCAUUCCAUCAUCCACUACCAUCACAUUCAUUCCCUAUACUCAACACGAGCAUAACACGACCUGCAACAGAAAGGACAAAGACAAGGACACGACCACGACCCCACAUGGCAUCCAACAACUCGUCAUUCCGAGCCACGCAAUGGGAUCCCGUUCUUAUUCUUUCGCAAAUCGUCUGUUUACAAGCUAUCUGGUACACCUCCAUCUCCACCAUCGUCUUCACUCUCUUCAAGUUUUCAGGGUCGGACAUCACUCUCGAUGCUAUCCUUAAUUACCGCGAGAUCCGAGCCGAUAAUGCCCAAGGAAUGCUCCUGGGUCUGGCCUGGCUACUCAACUCUGUUGUCGGGGUCUACCUGCUGCUAAAGAUCGUCGCGCGUGCACGCCUGGUCCUUGACUUCUCGCUCACACUGCUGCUCUACCACGUUAUCAUGACAUCCCUUUACUCCGAUCACCUCCCUACCACCUUCCUCUGGUGGGCCCUCAAUGGUACCACUGCCGGGAUCAUGAUUUUUGGUGGCGAAUACGUCUGCAUGCAACAGGAGAUGGAGCCUAUCCUGCUGGGCGGAGCCAGCAACCAACAGUCCGGAUCUGGAGACGGUCAGGGCAGCAACUCUAACAACAGGAGCGACAGCUCAAACAGCAACAGCAACCCUGGCAGCAGCAAUAACGGCUCAGGCAGCGGCAGUAAUAGCAGCAACAACAGCAACCAGAACAGCGCCAACAGUGGACAUCAUCUUUCACAGCAGGGCGCAGCGCUUGCAAGUAUGUACAGUGACGGAUAUGGAUUCGAUGAGACUGCUGAGUUAUUGAUGGACACCUUCGAUGGCAUCCCUGCAGAUCGGUCAUCAAGGGCCAUGCCACAAAAGACCCGGUCAAGUGAGAGCACGGGUGUCAUCCGAAGCGGCCGUGCAGCCAACAUACGCUCUAGCGUUCUCGGCGGUCAGAAUCAUGGACGUCAAAGGACCUCAGACGGUUACAAGGUGGUUUCUGCCUCCGAUGCAGGCGUAUGAUAACGAAAAAGUUUACUCCGCAUCCUUCUUUCGUCUUUUCUCAAUCAGUUA
Messenger RNA from Gamsiella multidivaricata, 1156 nucleotides. RefSeq names its product integral membrane protein S linking to the trans Golgi network-domain-containing protein. The transcript has 3 exons. Gene Ontology annotation, biological process: Golgi to endosome transport; protein localization to Golgi apparatus; Golgi to plasma membrane protein transport. The coding region runs from base 203 to 1105 and encodes 300 amino acids. Lineage: Eukaryota; Fungi; Mortierellomycota; Mortierellomycetes; Mortierellales; Mortierellaceae. The record is from RefSeq and is a predicted model, not a curated record. Gene Ontology annotation, cellular component: Golgi membrane; trans-Golgi network.